Salvia miltiorrhiza (redroot sage) is the source of this 2009-nucleotide messenger RNA. RefSeq lists its product as uncharacterized. The coding region runs from base 636 to 1883 and encodes 415 amino acids. The record is from RefSeq and is a predicted model, not a curated record. Gene Ontology annotation, cellular component: cytoplasm. The transcript has 16 exons. NCBI's taxonomy places the organism in Eukaryota, Viridiplantae, Streptophyta, Magnoliopsida, Lamiales, Lamiaceae. Gene Ontology annotation, biological process: biosynthetic process.
AUUAUAUUCUUUUAAAAAAAUUUAGAAAUGAUUUAUAGCUAAUUAACUAAAAAUGAAAGAAACUAAACAUUUGAGAAUGAAUAAGCAUUAAGUAGGGAGGUUUCUUGACAUUAUGAAAUUAAGUUUGUUUAAGAGAAAAAGAAACAAAAGACAGAAAGGUCUAUUUUUCAUAAAAAUAAGUGCAUACACAAAUCAAAUCAAAUUCCAUUUUUUAAUGCGAUCCACCACUUUUUAAUAUUCAAGAAUCUCAUCCAAUUCUUACUAUAGUCAAAUUUCAAUAAUUGUUAGACCGUUAGAGACGUAGCUUAGACCUCCAAUAAUUCAAUAUUCAGCACUCCAAAAAUUCCAUCAGUUCUUAUUGCCUUAAUAUAAUUAAAUAAAUUUUUUAUCAAAACACACUAAAAUAAAAUAAAUUAAAUAUUUUGAAAUUUAUCCAACUGGAUUUUAAGGUAUAUGUUUACCUUAUCUCUGAAGCAUUCACUCUUGUUUUAAGCUGGCAAUGCAUUAUGCCCCACAUGCAAGCAAAGUGCCAAUCUCUCAUGAAAUUUGAGCUCUUACAAAGGUUGUUGAAGUGAGUUUUAGAGAUCUAGUUUUUGGGGGGGCUUUUUCUUUUUUCUUUUUCUGGUGUUGGGAAAAUGGGGAGUUCAGAAGAGAGAGUUGUGGCUGUGAUCAUGGUGGGUGGCCCCACUAAAGGGACCAGAUUUAGGCCAUUGUCACUUAAUGUUCCAAAACCCCUCUUUCCAUUGGCUGGGCAGCCAAUGGUUAAUCAUCCUAUAUCUGCUUGCAAAAGGAUACCAAAUCUAGCACAGAUCUACCUCAUUGGUUUCUACGAGGAGCGUGAAUUUGCACUGUUUGUCUCUUCCAUAUCCAAUGAGCUCAGAGUUCCUGUCAGGUACUUGAAAGAGGACAAACCACACGGCUCAGCAGGCGGGCUUUAUAACUUCCGGGAUCAAAUCAUGGAAGAGAGCCCGUCUCACAUUUUCUUGCUGAAUUGUGAUGUUUGCUGCAGUUUUCCUCUCGCAGAGAUGCUAGAGGCCCAUACAAGCUACGGUGGGAUGGGAACAAUUUUGGUGAUCAAGGUUUCUCCGGAAUCAGCAAGCCAGUUUGGGGAGCUCGUAGCUGAUCCCGUUACAAACGAGUUGCUUCACUACACAGAGAAGCCGGAGACUUUUGUGAGUGACCGUAUCAACUGUGGCGUGUAUAUAUUCACGCCCGACAUCUUCACGGCCAUUCAAGGCGUCUCCUCCCAAAGAAAAGACCGAGCAACCCUAAGGCGCGUAUCCAGUUUUGAAGCGCUUCAACCAGCAAACAGGAGCCUCCCGUCAGAUUUCGUAAGACUCGAUCAGGACAUUCUAUCACCACUCGCUGGGAAAAGGCAGUUUUAUGUGUACGAAACCACAGAUUACUGGGAACAGAUCAAGACUCCCGGGAUGUCCCUGAAAUGCUCGGGUUUGUACCUCGCGCAGUUCAGGCGCACCUCACCACAUCUCUUGGCCAGUGGAGACGGCACGAAGAAGGCUGCGAUUUCAGGCAAUGUAUACAUCCAUCCAUCAGCAAAAGUCCAUCCAACUGCUAAGAUCGGCCCCAAUGCUUCGAUCUCAGCUAAUGCUAGGAUCGGAGCUGGCGUGAGGCUCGUCAACUGCAUCAUUCUUGAUGAUGUCGAAAUCAAGGAAAACGCCGUGGUGAUUCAUUCGAUUGUCGGGUGGAAAUCUACCAUCGGAAGGUGGUCGAGAGUCCAGGGCUCGGGAGACCACAACGCGAAGCUUGGCGUCACCAUUCUAGGUGAAUCAGUGACUGUGGAAGAUGAAGUUGUGGUGAUCAACAGCAUUGUUCUUCCAAACAAGACUAUGAAUGUCAGUGUUCAAGAGGAAAUUAUAUUGUGACACCAAUAUCCCAUCUUUAUGUAUACUAAUUAUGUCACGUAUUGUUGCAUUUUUCCAGCUUCUACAUAUGCUUGAUUCACCUUUUUCUUGUGAAUUGUUUCAAAUAAAACGCCUAUUUAUGAUUUA